AAAAAUAAAUCGGGUCACUCAAAUUCAAGCCAAAAUAACCCAAAAGCAUUCUCGUUGCAGACCUGAAGCCGCGGGAAAAACUCUCUCACUUGUGCCCACUUCCUACUGUACACGUCGGCGGCUCUCCAACGUCAUCUUCAUUCCAACGACGGGUUCAUUUUGGAAGCAAAGAAGAAGCCAAAAUCUUUUUUGGUUUGAAGAGAUGUCAGACAAAGGAAAGGAAUUUCGAAAGAGGUGGAUGACAAUAAGUUGUUAGAAACGGAUAAUGACAAGAUUUUGGAAAGUGCGGACUUAGCUGAUGAUGGAAUUGUAGGAGUAGAUGGUGUGAUUGUGCCUAAGGUCGGUGAUGCUACCAAAAAUCGUACCUGUAGAUUUCCCGAGCUUGAUGACUGAUUAUGAGCACGAGCGUGAUCUUUCGAUACCUGAGACAAAGGCAACGAGGUGUGUUCUCGUCGCCCCUCCGAUGCUUAAGUCAGAAAGGGAAAUAUAUGCGUGAGGCUAUGUGCUGAAGAACAAUGUAAAACGUACCUGAAUAAUGGCCCAAGGUUCUGCUUUUAUAGGAGUAGGUAGUGUACUCCUAGUAGGAUUGUGUUGGUUGGAUGUUUUAAUCCAAGGGAAUUUCUAUUAUAAAGAGUGUCCUACUUGUGAUAGAAUUGUUUGACAAGUGGUGUCAGGUUUGGUGUAGAAUCCUUGGGUGCUUAGGUUUGUUAGUUAGGCACCUAGGUCUAGGAGGCAUGUUGGUGGUGUAUGUCUCGAGGACUAUUCUCGAGGUUAUUGAGAGAAUGUAAAUGUGUCCUCGAGGUAUCUCGAGGACUAUGAUAUCUCGAGGACUUAGGAUGACCCCGAGGACCAUAGAAGAGAAAUGAGGUAGGAGUAUAUAUUGAGUCCUCGGGGAUAUACUCCUUGGGGUAUAUCAAUAUUGGCAUAGUCACUGGCCCCCGUGCACUCGUCCUAGAGAACGAGCUCUUAGGAUGGGGUGCACAUGGGUUAUGUCAUUUCUCGAACCUUCGUCGAGAAGUGAUGGCUGAUGAUACAGGUUGAGAUAUGACCGUUGCAGAGAGUGGCUUGGAUCUGUGACACGUGUCUUCGUGGACGGUCGUAGAUAGCGACCUUUGGCCUCCCAUCGUUUUCACCUAUAAAUACUAUUGUUCUCACCUUCAUUUUUCACUUUUACCCACUGUAAAUCAGAGUUCUGCGAGGUCGUGCUCGAGAAAAACACUUUGGGAACUUCUCAAGUCGUCGGGAACUCCAGGUAAGGCUCGAGACUUUAAGUUAUUCAUAAGCUAGGUCUUAAGUUUGUUAAGUGAUGUCGAGUAGUGAGGGUCGAGAAUCUUCUAGCAGUUCUAGUAGUAGUGAGGACGUAGGGACCUCGAUAAUACCGACGGCUAUUCCCCUAGAGGCUACUCCCGAGGCCCAAGUUAAUAUGGUUUUUGAGUAUCCCGACGAGCCCUGCAGGCUUAAAGAGCACACAGUCAUAGCUGCAGCUAGGGAACACGGUUUAAUGCCUAACUGCGAUGUUAGAUUCCCAGACCCCGAGGAUAGGAUUAUUCGAGCAUGACGAGGGGAGUUCGUUAUUUUUAGGGAGACCCUUAAGGCUGGCUUUAGGUGGCCCCUUCACCCCUUCUUUAUUGCUUUAUUAGUCGAGCACUCCAUGUGCCCGGGGCAAUUAGUGCCCAACGCCUGGAGGAUGCUCGUUUACUUUUUUAUAGCAUGUAGAUACUUAGGUAUCGAGCCCAACGUUAGCCUCAGCAAGUUAGUGUUCGAGCUUAAGAAGCAUCCUCGAUACACUUGUUUUGGCUAUCUCUCGACGAUUGGGGGCUUUAAAGUCCCGAGGAUGGCGAGCUCUUUAAAGGGGUGGAGGGCGGGGUGGUUUUAUGUUGUAGCCCAAGAACCCAAUCUUCCUUUCUGGCCUGAUUGGGGAAUCCCCGACGCCGAGAAGUUCUGUGAGGGCCAGGUGUAUCCGGAUGUUUUGGAAGAGCAUAGGAGGAUGCUGGUCGGGCUCAGCCCCCUUUUCUCGACGAUGAAGGAGAUUGGGGAAGAGGUUUUAGACCUGGCAGAUAUUAGAGGCGUCGAGGGUAUGUCUUUUGAUCCUCGGGCUCUCCGGAACUUUGUCAGCACAAGGGGAGGCGCUCCUCCACAGGGGCAGCCCUCGAGGAAGAAAAGCAAGAAGAGGCCUCGAGGGGCUCCUGAGGGUGUGAGGGGGCCUGGCGAAACUUCUCGAGCACAUCCAGAAGUCUCUACCCCUCUGCAACCGAAUCUCAGAUCUCCGACUCCUCGGGUCGUCACUCCUCGGCCUCCUUCUGAAGUGGUUGACCUUGAGGAUGAGCCGUCUCUCACCGGGGACUUUGGGACUUGCCACCUCGCUCCUGAGCUCGUAAACAAAUACAAAGAGGAGGUCAAGCUCGAGGAUGGGAUGAAGGUCCUCGAGGGUCUUACAGUGAAGAUGUUGAGUAUAGCUCGAGGACUCUCUCUGCAAGGGCUCGAGGAGGCCAAGAGGGCAGCUGGGGUCGAGACGUCCAUGGCCUCUAAGGACAGCAGGAUUCAAGACCUCGAGGCCCAGGUCGAGGUUUUAUUGAAGGAGCGUGAUGACGCGAGGAGGGAGGCUGCAAAGGCCGGGGAUGACUUGGUUGCAGCAAAGGAUGAGGUCGAGGGGGCGAGGCUCGAGCUCAUCCAGAAGUCAGAGGAUUUCGGGCGCGAGCUCGAGGCUGUCAGGGAGAGGACUUGGGAGGAGUUUAAAACCUCCGAGGACUGCGACAAGAUAAAAGGGGAGUAUGCGUCGGGGGCGUACUUCCAUGCUCUGAAAGAAGCCCGGGCCUUCCUCAGGCAGAAGUUGCCCGACGUCACUCCAGACGACCUGAAGACGGUGCCUUCCAUUGCUGAUACAUUGGAGCUCUCGGGUUCGGAAGAUGGAGGAGGAUCGGGUGGAGAUGAUGAGGAAGGUCUUGAGGACGACGUUGAGAUCGACAUUAGCAACCUCGACCCUCCUCUUGGCCACAUUGGAUGACAUCCCCACCCCGAUCCUUUGUAAUUUUUUAAUUUUGACAAUGUAAAUUGAUCGAGGAUUAUGUAUAAACUUUAGUUAAUUUAUUCGAACUAUUUAUCUCGACCCCUUGGACUUCAUACAAUCGAGCAAUCAAAUUCGAAACUUACUGCUCACGCGAUAUUGAAGUGUUUACUCGAGGAUUCCACAACUCGAGCGUAUUUAAGAGAUUAAAAGGUGAGACGUACAUUCUUGAGCACAAAAAUAUGAUGAUGGGACAUUCUCGAGGACAGUAAACCUCGAGAACAAUUAGUCUUAAAAAAUGAGGCCAUUCUCGAGGACCGUAGUCCCGAGCACAAUCAAAUUUUAAAAAUUGAGUGACAUUCUUGAGGACUGUAACCCCGAGCAAAACCAAACUUUAAAAAUUGAGUGAUAUUCUCGAGGACUGUAACCCCGACCAUUACCAAACUUUAAAAAUUGAGUGACAUUCUCGAGGACUGUAAUCCUCGAGCACAACUAAACUUUAAAUUGUGACAUUCUCGAGGACUGAAAUCCUCGAGCACACCAAACUUUAAAUUGUGACGUUCUCGAGGACUGAAAUCCUCGAGCACACCAAACUUUAAAUUGUGACGUUCUCGAGGACUGAAAUCCUCGAGCACACCAAACUUUAAAUUGUGACGUUCUCGAGGACUGAAAUCCUCGAGCACACCAAACUUUAAAUUGUGACGUUCUCGAGGACUGAAAUCCUCGAGCACACUAAACUUUAAAUUGUGACAUUCUCGAGGACUGAAAUCCUCGAGCACACUAAACUUUAAAUUGUGACAUUCUCGAGGACUGUAAUCCUCGAGCACAACUAAACCUUAAAAGUUGGGUUGUGAUUUCCUCGAGGACCGUGAUCGUCGAGCACACUAACUUUAAAGGGUUGUAAUGUGAGAUUCUCAAGGGUGUCCAAAAUAAUGUGGGAUUUUUGUAUGUCCCUGGGCGAUACCUUAAUGGUUUACACUUGAGUACAUGAUCAAGGCCUUUUGUGCUUGCGUGGGGCAAGGCUUUGGUGCUUGCUUGAGGCAAGGCUUUUUAAUGUGCUUGCGUGGGGCAAGGCUUUUUAAUGUGCUUGCCAGGGGCAAGGCUUUUUGA
Molecule: messenger RNA, 4114 nt
Organism: Olea europaea var. sylvestris
Lineage: Eukaryota; Viridiplantae; Streptophyta; Magnoliopsida; Lamiales; Oleaceae
Exons: 4
Coding region: 1652-3004 (450 amino acids)
Source: RefSeq, a predicted model, not a curated record